Molecule: messenger RNA, 2871 nt
Organism: Moneuplotes crassus
Lineage: Eukaryota; Ciliophora; Spirotrichea; Euplotida; Euplotidae
Source: the annotation of a GenBank genome assembly
AUGGCUGAAAUCGGGGAAGAUGACCUCCAAUCGUUUGAGAAGAGAUUCCCAGGUCUUUUAGAUGAGGUUGAUAGCUCUAUAGGAGAUGUCAUGAGUGAUGCAGGAGACCAAAGCUCAACUUUUUAUGCAUUAGCAGGACUCAUGAACAUCGAAGACUUAAAACCCAAGGUUGUAGAACUAAGAAAUUUAAAAACACUGAAAGUCAUGCACUGAAAUCAUCUAGUCUCUACAGAUGGGUUGGAAGAAUAUCAGUCUCUUGAGCACUUAGAUUUAUCUAAUAAUCAACUAGAGCAAUAUAAAGCUGAUAAUUUGACUGAGAUCGUUUAUUUAAAUUUGAGUUGAAAUUCUAUAAGACUGGCGCCAAAUUUGGGAAAUUACAGAGAACUAAUCACUCUAAAUCUCUCACAUAACAGGAUCGAGGACCUAUCUCCUUUCACUAAGUUGAGUGAUCGAGUCAACUCACUGAAGGAGAUUAACUUGAAUGACAAUUUAAUAGCGGAUUUGGAUCAAAUAGCUUACCUCUCAAAAUUUAAAACUUUAACAAAAGUUCAUUUUCGAGAUAAAAAGAGAAAGACAGAUAACCCUAUAUGCGAGUACUCUAAAUAUGAAGAAGUGGCAAAGGCUUAUCUCCCAUUUUUAAGAGAACUCGAUGGUGAGAAUGUAAAGGAGCAGGAGAACAUCACUACUAAUGAGUUAAAACAAAAAGGAAUUAGAGAUUAUCCACUUCCUCCAUCAAGCACAAAGUCUCAUAAAUCAUGGAUCACACCGAAACCUGGGGGAAAGUCAGAACAGGUUGAGUAUACACCUCCUUUCUCUCUGAAACCUUUGAAUCUAGACUUUACUCCUGUCCAGGUUCCUUUAAAGCUUCAUGAGAAGGAUGAAAUGAUUCAAAAAUUAAACUAUGAUCUGCUCUCACAUAAGAACCAGCUUCAGGAGCUUGAGAAUGACAAAUCUGAGGCUGUGUCUCAGAUAGCCUCUUUACAAGACCAUUACUCAAAAAUCACAGAGAAUCUGAACCAAGAAUUAGAGAAGAAGACUGACAUUAUCAAGGAAAUCAGUGAUGGCAAGAAAGAGCUAAAAUUCCAGUUAGAUCUUCUAGAAAAGAAGAUGACUUCAGUCCAAUCAGAGAGGGAUAGAUAUCGUGAGCUCAGAGAUAAUAAGGAUGACUCCAUUCAUGACCUAAACAAGGAAAUAAUUUACUUGAAGACCACUAAGGAGGAAGAAACAGAUACUAAAAAUAUGUUACAGAAGGAACUCAAGUACUACAAGGAGAAAUAUGAUGAACUUACUAGAGGAAAGUCAGACUUGAAAGACCAAAACCAGCAGCUAGAGAUUAAAGUAAGUGAUCUCCAGAAAGAACUUAUUGCAAAUAAUCAAGAGGCAAGCAAAAGUUGGGAGAGGCUUCAAGCUAAAUAUGAACAGAGUCUGAACCAAUUGGAACAAUAUUCUGGAACGAUUGAGAAGCAGAACUCUAAAGUAACAGAGCUGAAGGAUAUCACUAAGAUGAUGGAUCAGGAAUGGAAGAAGAAAUAUGACCUCUCUGCUAAAGAAAAUCAGGAGAUUCUUCAAAAAUUUCAAGGUCAGAAGCAAGAGGAAUUAAAGAAGUUAGAAGAAGCUCAUUCUGAAGCAAUUUCAGCAUUGAAGAAGGACUUUGAAAAAGAUGUUAAAAUGAUGGAUAAGUCCUUCACACAUCAAUUGAAGAAGGAACAAGAGAGGAGCACCGAACUGAAAACAAUUUUAAAGGAUGUCUCACAAAAGUAUCAGCAAAGUAAAGACAAUUUAAAGAAAAAUAAAAUCGAGAUUGAUAAAAAGGACUUACUGAUCAAAGAGCUUAGGGAUAUUAUUAAUUCUUCCAGCAAGAAACUCCAGAAGGAUAGAGAGGAAAUAGCCAAGUCCAGGCAGGAAUUUGAAUCUGAAAAGAAGAAAGUAAUGAACGAGAAGAUAGAUCUCCAGAACCAAAUUGACACUCAAGACUACAAAAUCAAAGACUUGCAGAAGAAGUACAAUCUCGUUCAAGGAUUCUUGAACGAAAAGAGUGAGGAAUAUGAUGCUUCAGUUAUUGCUACAGCUGAGAACAAGAAGAAGUUAGUGCAGUGCCAGAAAGAACUCGAACUCCUCAAAUCUACUUAUAACGAAGAAGUUGAAACUCUUAAUGCUGAGCUGGAGAAGUUAGCCGAGGAGAAUGAUGAACUUAAGCAGAAUUGUACUACUAAAGAUCGCAUGCUUGAUGAUAAAAAUAUUGAAAUUGAUCAGUUAAAGCAGAAUUUGAAGAUCAAGGAAGCUGAGAUAGACCAGCUCCAAGAAGGCAGUGAGGUUGAAAGGAUCAAGAAAGAAUACGAAGAAAGGCUAUUAGAGGAGGUCAAUAAUUAUCAACGACUUCAACAAGAUUAUGAAGCUCGGGAUAAAGAGUGUCAAGACCUUGAAGAAGACAAUGAUCAACUUUAUCAGAAAUAUCAAAAUCUUAAACAAGAAAAGCAAAAGCUAGAAGAUAAUCUAAAUGAAAAAGGAGAGAUCAUUGCCCAAAUUCAGGAGGAUUUACCUCCACUUCAGAACGAACUGAGGGACAAAAUUAAUCAGGUUAAUGAAAAAGAAGAGAACAUUUUUAUUCUGGAAAGACAAAUGAGUGAAAAGGAAGCCCUUAUAAAAACUAAAAACAAACAGCUUAAGGAGUUCCUAGAUAAAUGGGAGAAUUCAGAGAGGAAUAAAGCUAAGGAGAUCUCUGCACUAGAGAAAAAGCUUGAUACUGCAAUUAAGGAGAACAAAGUGCUUAUCACUGAAAAUGAGAGAUCGAAGAAAGAGCUUAAGGAGAAGUUCAGUCAAAUUAUGGCUAACAUGAAUAUUUCUUAACACCUAAUUCAGCUUGUGUAUUCC